AUUUCAGCCGCUUUGUAUCGUGAUCAAGAAAGGCCAACUCAGGAACACAACAUGAAGUCACGCGACCACAUGUACAACGACAUCCUAGCUGAAGGUGAUCUCAUUCUACAGGCACUCAGUGGCUUUCUUCUAAUUCUCACAUGUGAUGGCGAAGUUUUUUACACAUCGCACACGGUUGAAACAUACUUGGGCUUUCAUCAGUCGGAUAUUUGCCAUCAAAGCGUCUAUGAGCUUGUACAUUCAGAAGACAGAGAAGAGUUACAACGCCACCUGAUGUGGAAUUCACAACUUCCAUCAGACAGGAACGGUCUUACUCUUCAGGAAGCCUUAUUAACAGAAAACAGCCAUCUAUUAGAAAGAAAUUUUACUGUUAGAUUUCGAUGUCUCCUCGACAAUACUUCCGGUUUCUUGAGGCUGGACAUCAGGGGUCGAAUAAAAGUGCUGCACGGUCAAAAUCACAAAACGGAAGAGCCUCCCUUGGCCUUGUUUGCCGUAUGCACGCCUUUCGGCCCACCAUCCCUCCUCGAAAUGCCGCACAAGGACACCAUGUUCAAAAGCAAACACAAACUCGAUCUCUCUCUAGUCUCUCUUGACCAAAGGGCAAAGCAAGUGUUGGGAUAUUCCGACUCUGAACUUGCCGACAAGGGAUGUUACGACCUAGUCCAUUAUGACGAUCUUGCCUACGUAGCCAGCGCUCACCAGGAACUGUUAAAGACUGGAGCUUCUGGUCUAAUAGCCUACCGCCUGGUCACAAAAACGGGGUCUUGGCAGUGGCUUCAAACAAGUGCAAGACUCGUGUAUAAAAACAGCAAACCUGACUUCAUCCUAUGCACGCAUAGGCCACUGAUGGAAGAAGAAGGACGUGAUCUGCUAGGAAAAAGGACGAUGGAUUUCAAAGUGACAUAUCUCGAUGGCGGUCUUGGAUCGCUAACAGACAGGAGUGGCCUUCUGUCAGAUAGCGAUUUCGUGCUUCGUUGCCAGAGGACGCGACGGUACAAGUCUCAAAUACGAGAUCUUAUCACUACGUGUAGAAAGAGAAAGAGUCCAGUCAACGGUCCAUCUACCGGACCAACGAUAGUCGGAGGUGCUUUGCCAGAUAAUUCAACUUAUAUGGACGAUGCUGCGGCUGCAGCUACAGCAGCAGUAGUAGCCGCAGGGUAUAAUAAUGUUUACCCAUACGGCACUGCAGAUAAUGUAAAUGGCAUAGGAGCGUCGUAUGCAGCAGCGGCGGCGAUGCCUCAGAACUUUUUCACAGCUGCCAUAGACAAUACACGGUUUUUAUCGGCGGAAAACUUUCUGCCAUAUAGGCCAUAUUAUCCGGACUAUGCCGUUGCGCAAUAUCCAUCAAAUGGUUUCCUAGACGUAACAGCCUCUGCGACAGCUGCCAGGACUUGUUUUGCAACGGGGGCUUUUCAAACUGAAUCGGGAAGCGUCACAAAUCAUCAGUUAAGCAGUACCAAAGAAGAUAAAUUAUAUCAAUGUCAGAUCGAAGCGGCAAAGUUUGGGAAUUCCUCCCAUUCGCCACAGCAGAUUACAGAUAGCAAAACACCAACGCCAUCGUCCUGUUGUGACUCAACCUCGUAUUUAGCUACAAAUGGUGUAGAUCACUUACGCGGAUGUCUACUUAAUAAUACGAAUCCGGGAAUACAGACUCCAUCUUCUUUAUUACCCGUUACAUUGGAACAUCAUGAUAUCAAAGUGAGGGACCUCGCUUGUUCUGGAAAUUUAACGUUUCCCCUUCCCUCCAUAACAUCGAGCUCCGACUGCAUAAAUUCUGGACUAAUUUCUACCAAAGCGCCCAAAACUGGUCUCAACGGAGCACCCAACAGCAUACUAAUGGCCAUUCGAGAUCUUCCUCACUGGCAUAAGGAGGAGAAAGUAUCCUCGUUUGAAAGCAACAGGCAAAGCGUUCUUAUGUGGAAUAAUAAUGGAGUGCGAGAUACCAUAACAAUAGAUUGCCCAGCUACAACAAGUGUUGGCUUAACUGGUUAUGACAUAAAAUUGCCUCGGUAUUGCGAGGCAGGAAGUAAACAAGAGAAUGAUAUCGGUAAUGUUAACAACUCGCCUUGUAAGUGGAGUGGAAAUGCUGCCGCGCCGAAAUCUGCAUCUCCUCAUAAUAGUACCAGCCCUGCCAGCGGAAAAGUGGCCCCUCAAGUCACUUACAGCAAUACUCCGUACACUCAAGAUAUGCGGUUAGAGCUUCCACUGGUGAGGUCUGACAUCAUCCGACCAUCUUCCGUUAAACAAGAAGGAAAUCCUCUGCUUUCUAUAUCGGAAGUGACGAACACUUUGUUGGACCAUCAUUAGAUGGUAUGCACUCAAAAACCGGUGACGCGACGCCAAAAAAGUGACCUUCAUCUCUUGUUUCAUUGCAUCUCAAACAUUCAUCGAACACUGUGUUCGAGAAUGCUGUUCACUUAACUGUUUAUCAGGAAACAUCUCAGGUCUUCCAUAUUUUUUGAGAAAUAUUGCAUUUGCAUACAAUUCAUUCACAUAAAGCGAUAUUAUUAGCAUAGUUUUACAGUAUGUGUUUAGGUUCAUUUCCAGUGGCUAAGCUUAAGAAGUGCCGUAAUAAUUAAUUCAGAACUAAUUAUAAAAUCUGCUUUAGGUGUGAGUUAUUCAACGUGCAAUAAAUUAAAAUCGUGAUUUACGCAAUUAUUAUGGAAGGAAAAUUAGAUUCAAGAACGUUCCUUAGAAUAUUCGAAUAACAUGAAUAAUGUAAUUUGAAAGUCACCCCUGUAAUGAGAGUUAUCAUCACGACUCAACAUUAGCUCUUACAUAAAUUCUUAGAAAAAUUCCGUUCCCUGUAUCAUAGAUUUCAAAUGAAAAUGCUCAUAACUUCGAAAGGAAAAUAUCCUUCCUUUAAAAGCAAAUUAUGCAGAUCUGGAAUAUUGGUUCACGUAUUAAAUACACAAGUAUUCAUCUAAUGAGCGAAAAAAAUGCAAAUAAUAAGAAGGAAGAAAAUUAAUGUUUGAAAAUUUCCCAAGUGUGCUUAAUGUUUUCAAAUACUAUAUAUUUCCAUUCCCCCCCCCUUUUUUUUUUUUUUUUUUUUUUUUUUCGCAGACAGCGCUUUAAGAGUUUUACGUUGCAGUCAAAAUUUUCGGUUUUAAAAUCAUUACGCUAAUACAGCAGUGCACUAAAAUUAAAAAAUAUAUGCUACAAAAAAUAGCGAAAAGAGACACUUACAAAAUUUGUCUCCUCACUAAGUAAAAAAAAUAAAUAAAUUCUUAAAAAUUCUUAAAUUCUUAAAAAUUUCAACAGAAAAAUUUAUAGCAUGUUUGGCAUAAAGCAAGGGAAUAAUCAUUCACAUUGUAAAAAUAUAUUGUUAUCCUCCAAUCUCUAAGUACCUCAAAUUGCCGAGAUCUUGCCCUGACCAAAGAAAGUCUAUUCUUUGCCCUGACUUCUCUUUUCUUCUGUACAUAAUAAUAUUUCUCCGUUUUUAUUCUCAACAGAUGGCGUUGUAUAUUAUUUUGUUGCGUUUUCGUCUCUUCAUUCCUUAUUUGUUUAUUGCUAAGCAAAUAAGAAUGAUAAACAAAUCCAGUACAAUUUUGUUAAUAUUAUGCAAAAUUGGAUCAUUAUUAUUAUUACUAAUUCCUAACUGCUUUACAAUAUAGUCGGAAUUCAACCCUAUUGCUAAUUUUAAGUAAUAAAUAGGACAUUAAAAGAACAAAAGAAAAUUAGCACAAAAAAAUUGGCUUGCAUUUGUAUCUUGUUCUAAUUAAGUUUCUUUAAUGUGCCUUUUACAGAAAAUAAAAAAUGAGAUUGCUGAACGCAGUUUAUUAUUAACCCUUAAUAUCGUGCUAUAUUUUUCAAAAUAAUGGACAGCAGAGAUGUUACUGGUAACUCAGGUUUACACUGUUCAUCAAAGCAGAUGUAUCGAAGACUGAAUCUCAUCAGGCGAGAGGACCUUCUUCAGCAGGAUUUCAAAAAUUAAACAUCAUUAUUAUUCUUGUACAGUAUGGCUUCUUCAGAAAGACAGUGGGUUCAUCAUCCUUCGCAGACGGAACUGUGCAAAAUGAUCUUUCCUUCCCGCCCUCCUCACACAUUCCACUUUUUAUUGUGAUUUCACAAUUCCAAACCAAUUCCUAUUUGCGUUUGAGAAUUUUGCAUUAGUAACCUAGUUCUUGGAACUAUCUCCUUUCUAUAAAUAUUCUUAAAAUUUACACCUGUUGUAAAAAUCAUAAUUUUGAACCUGAAAGAAAGAAGCAAUAUAAGUUUUGUUAUUUCUUCGGGAUUUUAACGUGUGUGAGUUUUUUUUUAAAUAUUAUUCAUCAGUAAUAUUUUACAAUUGCCCAGUAAGACUUCUGUAAAUUAUUUCUUGUUCUAAAAAUUGUCUGUUAUAAAGCAAGGGAAAAAUAUUUAAACUGAAUAAAAGCUGAAUUACUUUUCUCUAACAACGAUUGCCUUUCGAAUUUAUGCAGUUGAAAUAUAUGGCUUAUAAAAUGUUCUAUGUAAUAUUAAAAAUAGUUUUUAUGAAUAUCUUUAUGAAAGAAAAGCACGAAACGGUGACUAAUUUUAUAUUAUAUUAUGUAUAUAAAUCAAAAUACUUAUGUUUUUGCCGCUUGUGUUUUGCGUUAAAAAUGUCUUUACUUUUUUCUGGAAUGAUUUGUAAAUACUUUUUCAAAUAUUCUAUUUAUUUUUCAGAUGUAGUGUGAUAAUUAUGUACAAUAUUCGUUCUUAUUUCAAUAAAUUAUUAGUUUGAAACCUUAACUUUUCUGACAACCCUAUCUCUAUAAAGAAUUAUUCUAAAACAACUAUUUAAAACGCAAUAGCUGCAUUUGUGUUCAAAUAAAAAAUCGUAGUGAAAAACUUGUUUAAGUUCGAUAAAGCUGUCAUGUUUCUGCAGUACAGAUUAAAAGAUAUAGCCUCGUUAAUAGCCUGUGUUUUAUGAAGCUAUUUCAAUAGGUUUCAUUUUAGAAAUCUUGUACGCAAUCAAAAAUUAUACUUACACGGUACUUAUUGUACAAAAAGUGUAAUUUUAAAAGAAUUUGUAACACUGCAUUUUUACACUUUUGAAACAUAACACAGAAAUUUUAUGAGAAGUAUGAAUAAAAGAUUUUGGAAGUCUGGUAUGAAAUUGCAUGCAAGUUUUUUAGAAGCUCUUACUUCUUUUACUCCUUAAGUAGCUUAUAAUAAGGGAUUUUAGAUGUUUUACAUCUUGUAUGAAAUUUUAUACACAUCUAAAACCUUAGUCCUCUUUAUUUUAUAUAAAGGAGUUUGGAAAUCUUGUAUAAAUUUCUGUACAAGAAUUCUAAAAUCUUUCAGCAAUAUUUCCUAGGAAUAAUUAUUAUACCUUAACGUAGUUAAAUUAAUUGGUAAAAGAAAGUUCUUUAAUUCUUUCAGGCGAAUACUUUUCUGACAUUCCUGCUAAGCGGGCUAAAUAUUUUGGCGAAUUGCCAAAGAUCUUACUUCUUGUUUUUAGACAACAUAUCCCUUUCCAUUCGUAAAUAUUUUAUGCUACUAAUUUAUUUAUUAACCUACAACAAUAAACUUUGAAAAUUUUAAAGUUUUCUGCAAGGUAACUGUUUAAAAGAAAUGUAUUUGUUAGGCAUUAAGAAUCUAUUUAAAUGCAACCGAAACAGAGAAAAGUAGUACAGCCUUAUUAUAUAAUUGAUUUUGAUUUUGUUUAUGCAUAACGACGUAAAAAAAUGAGUAACUCUAACCAUUCAUGAAUUUCAUUUUCAUUUGUUGUCAUUUAUAUCAACAAAUCCAUGUUUAUUUAUGAUCUUUCAUUUGCCAUAUUUUGCAUUGAGUUUAUGCCAAAAAAUUUGAUUUCAUAAUAUUUUUUACUGCUUAGCUGUGACUGUAUAUAUUUGUUUCAUGUCCUAAUAAUUACUAAGAAGUGUAAUAGAGGAGAAAAGAGGCUACUCUAUACAAAGUCAUUUAUUCCAUAUAAAAAAGUUCAGCUUUCUCUGAACAGAUUAUUUGUUCAAAAUUUGAAGUGAACAACCAAUUUAAGGAUGAAAUUAAUUUUAAACUUGUUAUACUCGAGUUUUGAAUACUUUACUUGACACACUUCAGUUCAAUUUUAAAAGCGAUAUUCGGAAAUUUCUCUUCAGAAUUUGAAAAAAGUUUGUUUACUUUUAUGCGUUUUUGUAUGAAGAUUCAAAAAUAUUUAAAUUUCGAGUUAUAUAAAUUGGUCAUUCUGAUAAGUAAAUAGAAAAAUUACUUGAGACUUUUAAGCAAUAUAUUUACAUAAAACUUAAAAUGUAUUAAGCAAAAGAAGCAAUUAAGGGUAAUUUUAAUCUAGAUACUAAUCCAAAAUUCCAUACUAGCUCAUAUUAGUUUGCUUUCUUCAAUUUAUUUUUAUAUAGCUAAAAUUGGAACUAACUUUUCAUUUUCUAAACAGGAAUAAUAAAAGAAAAAUUUAGGACAUUUAUAAACGUAUUUUUGAACAUCCUAUUUGACCUGAGAAUGAUUUUGCCCUAAUUAAUGUAAACUAAAUAAUUUUAGAAAUUUAAACUAUGACUCGAUUAAUGUGUAAAAAAGUAAGUAUUCAAAUUUAUCUCUGUGCAAGAAUUUCCUACACUUUUCUGCUUUGUUUAACAAGUAAAAAGAAAAUGAAAAUAAUCACUGCAAUUAACAAUAAAAGAAAUCUAACAAACUGUGCGCACAGUAAAAUAUCCUACACACUACUUAUUUAUAUUCUACAUGUUAUUUUUUGCCAAAUGACGUUAAAAAAGUAAAUAGUGAUUGAAAAAAGUAAAACUAUAUGUAUGAGCUUGAUUUCUCAUUAUCUGAACAUUUAAAAACACUUUUAACUUAUAAAGUAAUAAAUUAUAAUGAGUAAAAAUUUUAGUUUAAGAAAUUAAAAUGUUUUCCUAACUUGCUAGAAUUUUUAUUCAUCAUAAAUUAUGAAUAAUCAUUUUCAGCGAACUUUUAUUCUUAGCCAUUUUACAAGUGCAAAAAAUUCAUACAGAUUUCGUUCACUGUAAAAUUGUUUUACUUAACUUACAUUCUGAAUGUAUGUCUUAUGUUCUGUAUGUCUCAUGUUUUACGUUGUUUAAUGUACGUGUUACGUUCUGAAGCAAUUUAGCAUAUAUUCAGCAAUAGUUAUGCAUUCAUCAUAUGAAGAACACUAAUUUACGUCUCGAAAAAAAAAAUGUCAACAGAUUUUUUUGUUCUUUUUAACUUUCGUUUCUUGUAAACAGCGACUGAUGUCUCGAAAUGUGUGUCUCUAGUUACCCUGAAAUGUUUGUUCGUUUGUAAAGUACAUGCUCGUUGGUCACUGUAUUAUUAAGACAAUGUAAUGUUUUAUAACUUUCAGCGACCUAAUACAGAUUCGCAUUGUAUAUAAGUUAGCAAUAAACUAUUAUAUAUGCUA
Molecule: messenger RNA, 7324 nt
Organism: Stegodyphus dumicola
Lineage: Eukaryota; Metazoa; Arthropoda; Arachnida; Araneae; Eresidae
Biological process (GO): response to xenobiotic stimulus; regulation of transcription by RNA polymerase II; xenobiotic metabolic process
Cellular component (GO): nucleus; aryl hydrocarbon receptor complex
Molecular function (GO): nuclear receptor activity; transcription cis-regulatory region binding; protein dimerization activity
Source: RefSeq, a predicted model, not a curated record